This is a messenger RNA of Mesorhabditis belari, 1593 nucleotides long. NCBI's taxonomy places the organism in Eukaryota, Metazoa, Nematoda, Chromadorea, Rhabditida, Rhabditidae. The record is from the annotation of a GenBank genome assembly.
AUGUCCGACAAUCCCCUCACCAUGGCCGCUGUCAACAAGCUUCUUCAUUCAACAACUGCAUUCCGUGUUUGCCGGAGACCGGGUGCUAGGAAACAGAAAUUGGAGACUCAUCUAAAUCAAAGCUUUUUGGCGAGGUGCAGUGAAUGGGCUCGCGAGAACGCAGACCCUACAAUUGUGGCUGUUAAGAAGGAACGAUGGAAGCCAAAAACAAAAGUAAAAAUUGAAAAAGUAGAAGACGAAAAACGGGAGUCUUUGCCACUUGCUGAACGAACCCGGUCUGCAGCUCGUCGUCGCGCUCUUGAUCAAGUUGUGUCAAUGGAAAUCUUACCGAAAGAGGAAAAACAUUGUGUGACAUCUCUGUUGUCUACAUUUCCUUCUUUGAAACGGGUGCAUUUUGAUGAAGAGACGGAACAUAUGGAUGAUGCCAAGCAGAAGAGAAUUGAGUCAACCACAUCUCUUCGUUCGCCUCCGCUGAUUAAAGUCGAAGAGUUGUCAAGCGAAGAAAGCGUGAAGGAAGUCGUCCCAAAGCCAAAGCCACCAUCUAAAAUACGCCCUCCUUCUCUUUCGACAGAAUUACUUGAGCGAAUGAGGGAACGACAACGAGGAGUCGUUCAGCCGCAGCCAACAUCAGUCGCGCCUAAUCAACAAGCUGCAUCUCAUCCACAACGUCUUCAGUUUGCACCGGAAGUGUCUUUGAAACUUGCUCGCCUUUCUAUCAGUACUCCAAGCUUCUCGGGACAAAUGAUCGCACCCCCUAGGCCAAUUGAACGUCGCCCAUCCUGGGCCGGUCGCCCAUCUUUAUUGGGCAAUUUUGCGGAGCCACUUCUUGAAGAUCGGGAACUCAAGUUCAAUGAAGAUCAAAGCGAUGUGAUCAAGCAGGCGCCUGUUAACGAUCGUCGUUCUUCUUUCAUCAAUUUGCGUGCUUUGUCUCCCAUCGACAGUCUCUCUGAUCAAUCGUCUUCAAUGACUGCAAACACGCACAGCACGGACCUUCAACCUUCAAGUGUCACUCUUCAGUCGCAGCCACACCCUGAUUCUGAUUAUUAUGAAGAUGACAUGAGUCGUUUCAAUGGCGUUCGUGAAUCGUUGCCACCUGAAAUGAAGAGAAUGGUUGAGGAGGGACUUCGCGAUCUUCCUCGACAUCUUACUGUUCGUCGCACCUUGGAGAAUCGUGCAUCUGUGUUGCCGAAGAAUCACCGUCAAUCUAAUUCGCAAUAUAUGCCAUCAACGGACAAUAAUUAUGUUUCAUUAAAAAAAAUCACUAAAAUAACGCUUCUCGAAAUUCUACUGCUAAUUGCCGUUGGUCGACGAAUGACGUCAUCCAGAAGCGAUUUCUCGGCGAUCAAGGAGUAUGCAGAGCAACAACGAGAAAUCGGCUCUUGCAUCCCACAAAUGAGGGAGACUUUGAAGCAGUCGAUCCUGUCAGGAACCGGCGUCGGUGCUCCAUUCGGUCUUUACGUUGCGUACGCACAGGGACAUCGCCGAUUUGGACCAUAUUUGUUUAAGACGUUUGCCACAAUGACGGUGACAGUGACCACGUUCACAGUGUUUGGCAUAAUGCUUGGAACAUAUAAUUGCCUCCGAAUAAGGGAU